GGCAAGUUGGGGGAGGGCUGCUGCAGUGCAGUGUGAGCUCAGGGAGGCUGGGGAAAGAGGACGUGGAGUGCAGGUAUGCAUGUGUGCAAGUGUAGAGAGGCCUAGGGAAGGGGAGCAAUGGUUAUGUUUGUGUGUCUGUGUGAAUACAAGAAAGCCAGGAAAUGAGGGUGCUGGUGAGUGCGUGCCUGUGUGAGUGCAGGGAGACUGAGGACAAAGGGCAUUGGUGAGUUCAUAUGUGUGUUUGAGUGCAGGGAGCUGGGGAACAAGGGCAUUGGAAUGAGAGAAAGAAAAGGGGGAAGAAGAUUGCACUGCAUUGAGUGAAGAAAGGCUGGGUGAGGGGGAGAAUUACCCAAGCGGCUUGGGUCCUUCUCUGCUGGCUUCCCCAUUGACCUGCUUGUUGGCUGAGAAGGUCUACAAUAAGAUCUUCGUAAGUGGCCGUAAGUGCAAACUGGUUUCCAAGCAUCCAAAUUUUGUUCAUGUGAUCAUGGGGAGCUGCAACGGCCAGAACUUCAAGUUGUAAGUCUCUUUGUUCAGUACAAUACUCACAAUGUUGGACAUUCUCUGAACUAAUAGUCAUAAUUCAAGAGUUGUCUGAAUUAUCUACAUAGUAUAAAAAUAUUUUAAAAAAUUAAAGUUAAUCGAAGUGGUUCGUGAACUAAAAAAACGAAAUGUCCAAGAGAACAAAAAUAGCUUUUCUUGCUUCUGUAAAGAUCACAACGUAUGCCAAGCAAGGAACUCCAGGAGGAACAUUCCAUAAGUGAGGACUUAUCAUUGAGCACUUAUCACUUUCCUGUUGCCACUAGGUUUGACUCAUUUAGCUAGGGAAACUGAAAGAGGGUUUGAUACAAUGAUUGUAUCAGGUUGGUCAUAUAGGAGAUGGUCCUGUCAAAUAACCUGGUCUCAAGUCCUGUUGAACUUUUAAAUAGGACAAGACAUAUUUUUUUUUUAUUUUGAAGAUUUAUUGAUGUUAGUCCACUGGCUUCGUAUGCACAUCCCAUUAAUAUAAUUUGAUCAGUUGGGUUUAGAAAUGAAGCGUCAGCUUGGGCAGAUGCCCAAAUACUAAUGUCAUAGCGUAAUGUAUAAAACACAUCAUACAAAUAGUAUGUGGAAGUAAUGUUGUGCAAGACGAAUACGUGGAGCAAAACAAAGUCAGAAAAGUUCAAAAAAUAAUUGCGUUUUCAUUUAACUAAGGUUGCAAGAGUUCAGGAGACUUUGAGCCAAAUGUUAUAUUGUGCAAGUCACCACACUGUAAAAAGAUGAUGAUAGACUGUUUGCUGCAUAAAAUUAACUCUUUCCCUUCCCUUCAAACAUAGAGGAACAUGGGGAAAAGAACAAUGGCUUUGCAUUCUUAGAAAAUUUUCAGAAGAAUUAUAACAUGCCACAGGACAGCCAGUUAUUGAUUAUAUCUCACCCUCAAACCAAAUGCCAGUCGGUAGUGUAGACAUUUUUCAAAAAUACGUUGAUAUUUAUUUAACUAAUUAACCAAGGGAUAUAAAUUCCCCACCCUGUGGGCACCUAACACUUUCCUUAGAAUUGAAUCAUCAUUUGCUCUGGGUUUAGUUAUUUUAUAUGAAAGAAAAACCUUUUCACUAUGUUUAGUUUUUUUCAAUGCUUUCUGAAGUUAUUUGAAAUUGGUGUCACCAUUGUUGGCUAGAAAUAAAUUGAGGAAGAGAAUAAGUAGAGAAAGAGUGAGUUUAGUGUAGUGCUAAGGUGCCAAGAAAAAUUAAUGCCAAAACCAUUAAUUUGUAUCUCCCAGGUCUUAGGAAAAAGCCAGCCAGCUCUUUUCCAUAGUUCCUGAGUUUGAUUAUAGGGUUAAAGAUUAAUGGCAUUUUAUCAGGUUUCUAAUACUGCUUUGCUGAACAUUUGGGACUUUUGCCCUGGCUCCCUGAGUUAGACAGAAUAGUUUGGCAGCAGCUGGAGGAGAGAACAUUGGCCAUGGCAGCAGAAGCUUUAGAACAUUAUUGUGGCUCUGUUUUCUGGAAUUCCUCUUUCCUGGACCACAAUGAUGCCGAUCUGCCACUUUGUUUUGAACAGACAAUUCUUGUCUGGAUCCCUCUGGGCUUCCUUUGGCUCUUUGGCCCAUGGAAGCUUCUUCCCAUGUGCAAAUCUAAGCUGAAGAAAUCAUCAGUCACCAGGCUGUAUGUCAUGAAGCAGGUGCUGACUUCACUGCUCUUACUGAUGGCAUUAACUGAAGUGGUUUUUACCAUUGUUGAAGACUCAGGGAACCUACAGUACCCCAUCUUUAGUAAUGGAAGACCUGCUGUCCAGUAUACAAAUCCUGUACUCUAUUCCGUCACUUGGAUACUUGUUUUGCUGAUCCAUGAUAGCUGUCGUUUCACUGUGUGCAGAGAUUCGGGGAUUCUUUUCCUUUUCCUCAACUUCUCUUUAAUCAAUGGUAUAUUUCAGCUCCAGACACUUAUCCGGCAAGCAGUGCAGGGUGCCAUUACAGAUGUACCACGUUUCAGCUUCUUCCUUGGGUCCUAUGGACUUCAACUACUCUUAUUGUCUAUUUCAGUUAUUUCUGAUGUUGCUCCUGAAAUGAAGGAAGCUGCAAAGAAAAACCCCGAGAUCACAGCCUCUUUCCUGAGUUCCAUCACUUUCCAUUGGUAUAACAGUAUGGUGGUAAAGGGAUAUCGGAAACCACUAGAGAUUGAUGACCUCUGGGAUUUGAGGGAUUCGGAGAAGACACAACAGGUUUUUUGCACAUUUGAGAAGAGUAUGAAGGUUGGGGUCAGAAAGGCUCAACGAAAACUAGAGAUUUGGCAUCGGAAGAGGAAACAGCAUUUAACAGCCACUGACCUGACAAAUGGCUUGAGCAAGGCCCAGAGUCAAGAUGCAUUAGUCCUGGAAGAGAAGGAGAAAAAGCCCAAGAAAGUGGUGAUUGCUGGAGAACAAUCCAAAGAUUACUAUGCUAAACACUGGUUAAUUGUUGCUUUGUUUCAAACCUGUGCUGGAAAGCUUCUGAAAUCUGUGGCACUGAAGGUGGUACAUGAUUUUCUGGUGUUUGUGAAUCCACAACUGCUGAAGAUGAUGAUCAACUUUGUAUCUGAUCCAAAAGCCUACCCUUGGCAGGGGUAUUUGUUUGCACUGCUGCUCUUUGUGACUGCAUUGGUGCAGUCUUUCUGCCUACAGCAGUAUUUCCAGCUGUGUUUUGAAGUUGGAAUGAAUUUACGCACUUCCCUUAUGGCUGCCAUCUACAAAAAGGCACUUACAGUCUCCAAUGUUACACGGAAGGAAUCAACAGUGGGCGAGACAGUGAAUCUGAUGUCUGUAGAUGCCCAGCGUUUCAUGGAUUUCGCAGUCUAUAUGCAUCAGCUGUGGUCAUCUCCACUGCAGAUUAUUAUAUCUCUUGUCUUUCUGUGGGCUGAGCUGGGGCCCUCUGUGCUUGCUGGGAUUGGUGUGAUGGUGCUACUUAUCCCUUUAAAUGGUGUGCUGGUCUCUAAAUCCAGGACUAUUCAGGUGAAAAAUAUGAACCACAAGGAUGAACGCAUGAAAAUAAUGACUGAAAUUCUUAAUGGUAUCAAGAUCCUGAAGUUCUUUGCUUGGGAGCUCUCAUUUCAGAAGCAAGUUGAAAAGAUCCGGGCUUUGGAAUUGAAAGGACUGCUGCGCUUUUUCCAUCUACAAUCAGUUGGCAUCUUCCUCUUCUCUUGUGCACCUUUCCUAGUCUCUGUGGCUACCUUUGCUGUCUAUGUGAUGAUAGAUGAGAACAACAUCUUGGAUGCACAGAAGGCCUUUACUUCUAUAGCUCUCUUCAAUAUCUUGCGCUUCCCGCUUUCCAUGUUUCCAUUGACACUGUCCUCCAUGGUGCAAGUGAAAGUAUCUACUGAUCGACUAGAGCGAUACCUGGGUAGUGCAGACCUGAACACUUCAGCUAUAUGGCAUAAUUCCACCCCUGCCUGUGCUGUGAAAUUUCACGAGGCCUCUUUUGCCUGGGAACAGGAUUCUGAUGUCACUGUAAAAGACAUCACCUUGGAAAUUGCUCGUGGAAGCCUUGUAGCCAUAGUGGGGUCUGUGGGAUCAGGAAAAUCUUCAUUGAUAUCUGCCAUGUUGGGCGAGAUGGAGAACAUCAAGGGACACAUCAAUAUUCAGGGCUCUAUGGCCUAUGUGCCUCAGCAAGCAUGGAUACAAAAUGCAACUUUGAAAGACAACAUCCUUUUUGGGUCCCCCCUCUAUGAGGCUCGAUAUCAACAAGUGUUAGAGGCCUGUGCUUUGCUUCCUGACCUACAAUUGCUUCCAGGAGGAGACCUGACUGAGAUUGGAGAAAAGGGAAUUAACCUGAGUGGAGGUCAGAAGCAACGCGUUAGCCUGGCUAGAGCUGUGUACAACAAUGCGGAUACCUACUUAUUGGAUGAUCCCCUCUCAGCUGUGGAUUCCCAUGUAGGACGGCACAUUUUUGACAAAGUGCUUGGGCCAGAAGGACUGUUACAGAAUAAGACACGGAUCCUAGUGACUCAUAACUUAAGCUUCCUUGCACAAGUUGAUGAUAUUGUCGUAUUAGAGGCUGGAUCUGUCACGGAACGUGGUUCCUACAAUACCUUACUGGCAAAUAGUGGAUCAUUUGCUCAGUUGCUCAACACAUAUGGCAACCAGCAGGAUAAUAUACAUGAAGAAGAAGCUAUGGCAGGCAUAGAAGAAGAGCAGGAACUGGAUGAUUAUCCUGAACUUGUAACUGAAGAGGUGCCAGCUGAUGUGGUGACUAUGACACAGAAGAAUGAGGCCAGUGUCCAACAAAAAAUCUUCAACCGCAGCCGCAGUACCAGCAGUAACAUAUCUAUCAGGAAGAGUCAUCAAGGGCAUUUGAAUGACAAGAAAACAAUGACAGAGUUUAAAGGACAGAGAUUGAUUGAUAAGGAAGCCAUGGAAACUGGCAGGGUGAAGCUAUUUACAUAUCUGCGAUACUUUCAUGCUGUCGGUUGGGGCCUCUCAUUAAGCAUCCUCAUCGGUUAUAUUGGGCAAACUGCAUCCUCCGUUGGUUUCAACCUCUGGCUUAGUGACUGGACGAAUGAUGCUCUACGCUAUGAGAAUAAGACCUAUCCAGUCACAGAACGUGAUAUGCGUGUUGGAAUCUAUGGAGUGCUGGGUGUAAGCAACAGUUUCUUCCUGCUGAUCUCAAUUGUUCUUGCUUCCUUUGGUACUAUCCGAGCUUCCCGGAUCCUGCACAAACAGCUCCUCAGUAAUAUCCUGCGCGUGCCUAUGAGUUUCUUUGACUCAACACCAACUGGUCGUAUAGUGAACAGAUUUGCCAAGGAUAUUUUCACUGUGGACGAGACUAUUCCAAUAUCACUUCGCUCCUGGAUGAACUGCUUCUUUAUGAUUCUCAGUACUCUAGUGAUAAUUUGCUUAGCUACGCCUUAUUUUGCAAUUAUCAUCCUGCCUUUGGGAAUCGUGUACUACUUCAUUCUACAAUUCUACGUGGCUACAUCCCGCCAGCUACGACGUUUGGACUCUGUCACCAGGUCUCCAAUUUAUUCCCAUUUUGGUGAGACAGUAUCUGGUCUUUCUGUCAUCCGGGCUUUUGGGCACCAGGAGCGCUUCCUGCAGCACAAUGAGAAGAUUGUGGAUAUGAAUCAGAAGUCUGUUUACUCUUGGCUUGUUUCCAACAGGUGGCUGGCUGUGCGACUAGAAUUGGUGGGGAAUUUUACAAUUUUCUUUGCAGCACUUCUAGCAGUCUUUGUUAAAGAUUCCUUGAACGGUGGCAUUGUGGGACUCUCAAUCUCCUCGGCUCUGAAUAUAACUCAAACUCUGAACUGGUUGGUGCGAAUGACAUCGGAGCUGGAGACAAACAUUGUGGCUGUAGAGAGAGUGCAUGAAUACACAGAAAUUGCAAACGAGGCACCAUGGGUGACAACACAGAGACCACCUUCUCAGUGGCCCAACAAUGGAGAGAUCACUUUUAUGGACUAUAAGGUUCGGUAUCGGCCUGAGCUAGAGCUAGUUCUAAAUGGGAUCAACUGUGAUAUCAAAGGUACUGAGAAGAUUGGUGUGGUGGGCCGAACAGGAGCUGGGAAAUCCUCUCUCACAAAUUGCCUCUUUCGCAUUUUGGAAGCAGCUGGAGGAAAGAUCUUAAUCGAUGGACUUGAUAUAGCAACACUUGGCCUUCAUGACCUACGUGAGAAACUCACUAUCAUCCCACAGGAUCCUAUUCUCUUUUCGGGGAGCUUGCGUAUGAAUCUGGAUCCAUUUGAUCAGUAUUCAGAUGAAGACAUCUGGCAUGCUCUAGAAUUGGCACACCUGAAGUCCUUUGUACAAGCUCUACCUGAAGGGUUGUCUUCUCCAGUGAGUGAAGGAGGAGAGAACUUGAGUGUGGGGCAGAGGCAGCUUGUAUGCCUGGCACGAGCCCUGCUUCGUAAAACCAAAAUCUUGAUUCUGGAUGAAGCAACAGCUGCUGUAGAUAUGGAAACUGAUCACUUGAUCCAAGAGACAAUCCGAAGUGAGUUUGCCAACUGCACCGUAAUCACCAUUGCCCAUCGGUUACAUACCAUCAUGGACAGCCAUAGGGUGAUGGUACUUCAGGAAGGAAAGAUUGUAGAAUUUGACAGCCCUGAACAGCUGCUUCAACAGCAAGGCAUCUUUGCAGGGAUGGUCAGGGAAGCUGGCAUAACAAGAAGUCAGGACACGGCACUUUAGAGGAAUGGGAGUUCAAGGCAGAAAGAUCGUCCGUGGCAUUGCAAUUUUGCUUGAUCUGCCAUAUAUGAAAAAUGUUACCAACGCUGCUAGUGCCAUAUACUCUUAAAACACAAUAAUUUAUUGAGCAUUUCCUGAUACUUAAGGCAGCUUUAUUACUUUUUGGUCAGUAUCAGCAUGUGCUUGUUUACCUGGAAAGAAAUAGAGGUUAGGCAUCAUGCUAAAAUGUUACCACAGGGUCACUAUGUGAAAACAAGGAAUAAAAUGUGGGAAACUAUUGUAAGCAAUCCAGAUUUCAUACUCUCCUUGCAUGUAUGUUGUAUAUAGUUUUUGAAGGUUGGCUUUUAUAUUAUUAUCCUUAGAGGUGUCUUCAAGAUAGGCUGAGUUAUUGUCCUCCUUGCUGGCUAAAGAUCUAGAAGAUGCAAGCCAACAGUGGGAGAUAGCAUAGUGAAACCGGCUACUAGCAGAUUAUUUUCAAACUUUUGGUCUUUAUUAAAAAAAAUUGAAGGUCAUAAAAAGAUUCCAGAAGUAUUUUGGACUUAUCAUAAUGCUUGUAAGAUAAAUUUCUCUUAUUUAGUUUUUGAUAUAUACUUUGACCAGUUAUUACUGGACUUAAAAAAGUAACCUUUUAUAAUUAUUUAUAAAAUUUAUUUAGCCAUCUUUCUCCCCCAAAGAAGACUCUGGGCAGCACACAUAACAGCCUCUAGUUAGAUUUCCUGAAUAUGGAAAAUAAUUUGUAUACUAGGAGAAGGAGCAUUGUUUCUGUCCAAAAUAAAUACAAGUAAUGUGAGAAAUAUAUUUUAUUUACACAACAGCAACUCAAGCAAGUUACUCAGAAAGCAAAAUGCAGCUUUUACAUUCUGCUGUUUCCCCCAGAGCAUAAAUGCUCCCCUUCCAACUGUGACCUGAGUCAGGGACAAAAUAAUUGCAGCCUUGCCCUUACUCAGAUACUGCAGCGUGCAAGAUGAGCACCAAACCUAUCUAAGGUUGAACCAAAGAAUUAUUUUGCCCAACAGCAAACAGUGUUAAGUAAUACUGAGACAGGGAAAUGACACAUGGAAUACUUGCUUCUUGGUGGCAAUAUUCAGCAACUUCUCUGAACCGUCUUUUUGUUAGGCUCUCUCCUUACAGGGCUGAAGAGACAUGGUUUCACAAAGGGCAGAAAUACCAACAGCUAUUUGCCAUAACUAUUAGGUUCAGCUACACUACACCUUUGAUCACCAGCUGCUGGAGGACAACAGUAAGAUUGGGCCUUAAGAGGCUAUUUUAUUUGUUUCUGUAUAUCCUGCCUUUAUUAUUUUUAUAAAUAAUUCAAGGCAGCAAACAUACCUAAUACUCCUUUGGCGAUCCUUCUGAAAUACUGGACUAAUGAGACCCUCAUUAUCUUAACUGGCUCCCUUCUCAUGCUUUUGUACCAAUAGUCAGAUUUUUCUCUUGGCUGCAGGAUUUCCAGCUAGUUUUCAAUCCAGUUAGUGGACUGAAUGUCUACCUCAAAUGGAAAUAUGAGCUCCACACAGCACUGCUAAGAGGAAGACAAGGCUGUCUCA
This is a messenger RNA of Crotalus tigris (Tiger rattlesnake), 8171 nucleotides long. It is a transcript of the gene ABCC2, whose product is annotated as ATP binding cassette subfamily C member 2. The record is from RefSeq and is a predicted model, not a curated record. Gene Ontology annotation, biological process: transmembrane transport. The coding region runs from base 1936 to 6627 and encodes 1563 amino acids. The transcript has 32 exons. Gene Ontology annotation, molecular function: ATP binding; ATP hydrolysis activity; ABC-type transporter activity. Gene Ontology annotation, cellular component: apical plasma membrane. Lineage: Eukaryota; Metazoa; Chordata; Lepidosauria; Squamata; Viperidae.